This is a messenger RNA of Phaeoacremonium minimum UCRPA7, 924 nucleotides long. Its product is annotated as putative short-chain dehydrogenase reductase protein. The transcript has a single exon. The record is from RefSeq and is a predicted model, not a curated record. Bases 1 to 924 code for a protein of 307 amino acids. Lineage: Eukaryota; Fungi; Ascomycota; Sordariomycetes; Togniniales; Togniniaceae.
AUGGGUGGCAAUCUAUCAUCAUACGUUCCUGCAAGGGAUAUUCCUUCGCUUGCAGGAAAAGUCAUUCUCAUUACCGGCGGUAAUACCGGCAUUGGAAAACAAAUGGCUCUGGACUUGUCGAUACAUAAUCCCGCCCAAAUUUGGAUCGCAGCUCGGAAUCAGAAGACUGGCCACGCCACGGUCGAGGAGAUCAAAUCAAAAGCACCGGACGUGUCUGUCCACUUCCUGAAACUGGACCUCUCUUCUUUCGCGUCCAUCAAAGAUGCUGCUAGUACAUUUCUAGCCUCUGCUACACGCCUUGACGUCCUUACUCUCAACGCAGGUCUCAUGGGUGGGCAACUUGGAAAGACGAAAGAAGGCUACGAGGUGCAAUUUGGCACAAUGCACGUUGGGCAUGCUCUACUGUUCAAACUUCUGACCCCUAUCCUUCUCAAGACUGCUGAAGGCCCCCCAAGAGCGGACGUGCGAGUCAUCAGCGUGAGCUCAGAGGGACACAAGUAUGUCCCGAAGGUCGGCAUCGUCUUCGAAAGCCUCAAAACCGACGGGGCCGGCCUGAAAGCCACGGAUAGAUACGGCCAAUGCAAGCUGGCGAAUGUCGUUUUCGCUAUGGAGGUUGCAAAACGAUAUCCCCAGCUCACCACCGUGUCGCUUUACCCCGGAACGGUGAAGACAGAGUUAUUCUCAAACUCCUCAGGGAGCUUGAUGAUUCGCUUCAUUCAGUUCAUGGUUCAAUUCUUCGGUCUGUCGAUCGAGGACGGUGCUAAAAGCCAGCUGUGGGCAGCAACAGCAGAAGGGGUGGUCAAUGGGCAAUACUACGAUCCCGUGGGCAUUCCCGAUAAAGCGAGCGCGCUGGCAAAGAGUGAUGAUUUGGGUAAGAAGUUGUGGGAGUGGACUGAGAAGGAACUAGAAGGCCAGAGCAUUUGA